Messenger RNA from Drosophila gunungcola (fruit fly), 590 nucleotides. It is a transcript of the gene COX6B, whose product is annotated as cytochrome c oxidase subunit 6B1. NCBI's taxonomy places the organism in Eukaryota, Metazoa, Arthropoda, Insecta, Diptera, Drosophilidae. The record is from RefSeq and is a predicted model, not a curated record. The transcript is spliced from 2 exons. Gene Ontology annotation, cellular component: respiratory chain complex IV; mitochondrion. The coding region runs from base 159 to 392 and encodes 77 amino acids.
GGCAGCCUGGCCCUAACUGUCACUCUGACAGCCAACGAUAGUUUCAAUCGGCCAUCGCCAUUCCUAUCGCACUGGGCUCGUGAGAUUCUCGCAGUUGAAAAUUUUUCGUCGUACUCUCGGAACAACAAAGCAGCGACAAAUCGUCAGACAGCAGCAACAUGUCCGCCUACAAGCUGGAGACCGCCCCGUUCGAUCCACGGUUCCCUAACCAGAACGUGACCCGAUACUGCUACCAGUCGUACAUCGACUUCCACCGCUGCCAGAAGAAGCGCGGCGAGGACUUCGCGCCCUGCAACUACUUCCAGAAGGUCUACAAGUCGAUGUGCCCCAACGCCUGGGUGGAGAAGUGGGACGACCAGCGCGAGAGCGGCACAUUCCCGGGCCGCAUCUAGAUCCGGCCACCCAACCACAAUACCCAAACAAUAAACACACAGGACACGGUAGUGGAGCGUGGUAACCAGAAUCCGGCAAUUGCAACCAUUUCGACAUAGAGAUCAGUUCAUGUUUGUGCUUUCGCCCGCGAUGAAUGCAGACCAUCAUCGUUGAAUACAAAUACAAAUACACAAAUGUUCAAUUAUCUGAAUUCUGAA